UGAUUUGGAGCCUAUGGUUGUUGAUGAGGAGAGAAUCGUUUCGCGAUACGCGUCAGAGAUUGACGGUGAUUGUAUUCCGGUGACUAGACCAGGUGGUGACAGGGUUUACUUGAAGAUUAGCGCGACUGGGAGCGACGGGAGGUUGAAGAAACUUGAUUUAGAGGGACGCACCAAGGGUCUUAUUUUGGAACCCAUUAGUGUUCUAAUGCAAAGAGUGGAACAAGAUGCUUUCACAAAGGCUUUGCAAGCAAGUUCUGAAUUGCAGAAUGAUGCAAUCCUCCCUGAAACACAAGUGGUCAAUGAACAGCUUUGGGUGGAUAAAUAUGCUCCAAGUUCAUUUACAGAGCUUCUCAGUGAUGAACAGACAAAUUGUGAGGUCCUCUUGUGGUUGAAACAGUGGGAUUCCUGUGUUUUUGGAUCUGAAAUUAGGAGCACGACGGAGGAGGUCUUGUCUGCUUUGAGACGACAUUCUUCCAUUGCUCAACAUCAAAGGCCCUCUGGUAUGAGCUUUUUUAGGAAGAAUAAAGGACAACGAUUGAGUGAUGGAAACUCCAGAUACUCUAAUAAUUUGGAUCAAGAAAAUGGGAAUUUGAAAGGUCUUCAGGAGUUGUGGAAUAAAAAGUCAAGGGGUACUGGUCCUCCAGAACAAAAGAUCCUCUUGCUUUGUGGUCCCCCAGGACUUGGGAAGACAACACUUGCACAUGUCGCUGCUAAGCAUUGUGGAUACCGUGUGGUGGAGAUAAAUGCUAGUGAUGAUCGGUCAUCUUCAACAAUUGAAGCUAAAAUCCUUGAUGUGGUCCAGAUGAACUCUGUCAUGGCAGAUUCGAAGCCCAAUUGUUUGGUGAUUGAUGAAAUAGAUGGAGCUCUUGGUGAUGGCAAGGGUGCUGUGGAGGUUAUUCUAAAAAUGGUUUCUAUUGAAAGGAAAGCUGAUAAUAGGAAGGGAAAUGUUGCUAAAGUAGAUGAGUCAGGAUAGAUAUCCUAAAAAAAGGGGCAUAAAACUGCAUCAUUGUCAAGACCUGUGAUUUGCAUAUGUAAUGAUCUAUAUGCACCUGCCCUGAGGCCUUUGCGUCAGGUAGCAAAGGUUCACAUUUUUGUUCAACCGACAGUGAGUCGUGUGGUAAGCAGACUCAAAUAUAUAUGUAAUAUGGAAGGCCUAAAGACAAAUUCCACGGCACUUGCUGCACUUACAGAGUAUACUGGUGAGUUAGUAUCUAGUUCCAUUAUGGGUUUCUAUUAUCUGAUUUAG
Vitis vinifera (wine grape) is the source of this 1246-nucleotide messenger RNA. RefSeq lists its product as uncharacterized. The record is from RefSeq and is a predicted model, not a curated record. Gene Ontology annotation, molecular function: ATP binding; ATP hydrolysis activity. The transcript is spliced from 11 exons. Lineage: Eukaryota; Viridiplantae; Streptophyta; Magnoliopsida; Vitales; Vitaceae.